Paramecium primaurelia is the source of this 1551-nucleotide messenger RNA. The record is from the annotation of a GenBank genome assembly. NCBI's taxonomy places the organism in Eukaryota, Ciliophora, Oligohymenophorea, Peniculida, Parameciidae.
AUGGAAAAUCAACGGAUAAUCAAAAGUAUUAAAUCUCCUUCUUCUUUGAAUUCUAAAUAAUCUACUAAAUAUAUCUAAUGUAAAUAAUAGUAUAAUAUAUCAAAUAGAACCAAAUGUACUCUUUUAGUAACAUCCAACACAAAUAGUCAAGAAAUCUGCUUAAUAAAAUAUCCCUCCAAUUCCUCUUAAGUAAGUAAACAACAUACUACAAACAAGAGAAACUCCAAUUUUUAAAUAGUCUCAAGAUGAACGAUACUCUUAUACAAAGUAUAAAAUCAUACAUAUUCUAUAUUAGAGAUGCCACAUGUUUAAUGGCUAAAUUAGAUUCACUAAGAGAAAUUAAAUCAGCAGAUAGCCCAAUAAGAAAUCAUGUCUCUCCUAUACCUUCUACAUUAUAAAGUGUUGUAGUUCUCAGUUAAAAUAAUGCUGUUAAACCCUAACUGUUAUAAUAAGUUGCUUGUUCUAGUUGUGUGGAACCAUUCAAAAUAUAUAAUAAUAAUAAGAAUGUUAAUCAAAGUUAAUAGUUAAGCUAAACACUACCUCCAAAAAAGAAUUAUGAAUCUAUGAUAUAAACACUUAUGAAUGAAUAAGAACUAUUAGUUAAAUAAUAUAAUGAUAAAAUUAAACUAUUGGAAUAGAAAAAUUAGGAGCUAUCAUAAGAAAAUAAUAAUUUAGUUGAAUAAAAUAAAUUAUUUUUAGACUAAAACUUAUAGUUAAAGAAUGAAGUAACUUAAUUUCAAUUAAAAUAAUAAUAAACAAAUGUAAUAUAUUCAAAUGAAGAUACAAAGAAAACUGUUUAAUUUUUGGAACAUGAAUUAGAGUAAAAGAAGGAAGAACUUAAUUAAUUGAUAUAGAAUAUGAAUGAAAUUCUUUCAAUUAAUUAAAAAACAGAAGAAAAAAAUAAUGAACUAUCAUAAUAAAUAAAUAUUAUUUUAGAAUAGAAGGAAAAAGAAAUUAAUGCUUAUUUCACUCAAAUAAGUAUGUAUAAGUAAACAAUUUAAGAUCUUGAAUAAAAAAUUGUAUAAUUAAUUUCAAAUGAUUCAUUACAAUAAUAAAAAUUGAAAGAAGCUUAGACUAAAAUAAUAUAAAUAGAAUAAUCAGAUAAAAAUAAAUAAAAUUCAUAAUAAUAAUAAUAAUAAUAAAAAGUAUAAUAUAUUUAUAUUAAAUUAGUAUAAUGUAAAAGAAACAUUUGAAUACAAAUAAUUAGUUUUAGAAUUGGAUAGCAAAUGUGUUACAAUAACAGAAAAAGAAAACUAAAUUGAAACUUUAAAGAUUAAAAAUUAAAUGUUUUAAUAGUAAUUAGCACAAUAAUAAUAAUGUUAAAUAUCUAUUAAAGAUCAUUAAGAUGUUUUAAUAUAAAAAGAAAGAGAAAAUGAUGAUUUAAAAUCUAAUUUGAUUAAUAAAGAUGAAGAAAUUGAAAGAUUAAAUUAAUAAUUAAAAUUUGUAAGGAAAGAGAAGGCAAAAUUAUCUAUAAAUUUAAUGAAUGCUGGUAUGGCAAAUCUUGUGAUGUUAUCUUAAGGACAAUAUUAAUAAGAUGAGAUUACUGUAUGA